AUGGGCGGCAAAUAAGUUACACGGGGAGGCAAAGCUAACGUGGCCGAGGAAGCUGCGAAAGCUAGGCCAUUUUGUCCAAUGCUGAAGAAUUUUCAUCGAUUUCGUUCGCUUAAUUUGGCUAUUAGCCCUGUUUACUUCCGUUUUUUCUUGUUUUUUCUUAUUCUUAUCGAUUAAUAAAUAUUUUUUCAGCAUAAAAUGUGAAAACCGCAACGGAAACGCGUCCAACAGCACAAGACGGUGCCGAAAUCAACAAAAAAGUAGGUUUUUUCUCAUUUUCUCAAAAAAUCCUCAAAUUUUUUUCGUAAAAAUGAGCCACAAUGCUCAACAAAUUCCUAGCUUUCAGAAAAUAUACCACUUUAACGGUUUGAUACACUGAAAAGUAUCGAAAAGUCGAUAAUUGUAAAAAUUUGUACUGAAAAAAUGGGAAUUUUUCCGUAAAUAAUUUUUUUAAAAAUUUUUUGAAUGAAAUGUGUUUCAUUAGCUUUAUCUAAAUUUUUCGACUCUAAAAGUCCUUGAUUUUAACUGCUCAAUAGGUCGGAAGUAUUUUUAGAAUUGAAAAGUAAAAAUUUGCACUAAAGAAUGAAAUUUUUUUCAAGAUAGAUUUUUUCCACGAGUUUUCAACUAUCUUUGGUGUUGAUUUUCAUAACUGUUAACUUUAUCUUUUAGAUGGCUCCAAUGUCAGCAAAAAGAAAAGCUUGAAGCUCAUCAAGGAAGCCGAUGUCAUGCCGUGCCUUGAUGCUCCUGCUCAAUUCCGCGAAAAAAUUCGCCUUAUUGCAAAGGAGCACAAAAUCAAUCGAAUUCUUGAGGUUUUACUUAUUUUUAAUUUUUUUUUCUCAUAAUGUGAUUUAUAUUGCCUUCCUGUGUAGAUUUGUUAUUCCACCAAUCGGUUAA
This is a messenger RNA of Caenorhabditis elegans, 891 nucleotides long. The record is from the annotation of a RefSeq genome assembly. Lineage: Eukaryota; Metazoa; Nematoda; Chromadorea; Rhabditida; Rhabditidae.